GGUUGGCAGCCGCCGGCGUUGUGCCGCGUUUCCAAGGGGAAGGGAGCGCGGCGGGGCUGUGUGGAGGGUCGGGUCGGGUCGGGUCGGGUCGGGUCCGGUCCGGUCCUGCCCUGCCCGCCGCGGCCCGGCAGCAGCAUGAGCUUGGCCUUGAGGAAUGAGCUUUCAGCAGACAAAACUAAAAAGAAGAAAAGAAGAGAACUGACUGAGGAACAGAAGCAAGAAAUUAAAGAUGCCUUUGAGUUGUUUGAUACAGACAAAGAUAGAGCAAUAAAUUAUCAUGAAUUAAAGGUGGCAAUGAGAGCCUUGGGUUUUGAUGUGAAAAAAGCUGAUGUACUGAAAAUACUUAAAGAUUAUGAUCGAGAAGCGACAGGCAAGAUCACCUUUGAAGAUUUUAAUGAAGUUGUGACAGACUGGAUAUUGGACAGAGACCCACAAGAAGAAAUACUCAAGGCAUUCAAAUUGUUUGAUGAUGAUGACUCUGGUAAAAUAAGUCUGAGAAACCUGCGCCGAGUUGCUAGAGAAUUGGGUGAGAAUAUGUCUGAUGAAGAACUACGGGCUAUGAUUGAAGAAUUUGAUAAGGAUGGAGAUGGAGAAAUCAAUCAAGAAGAGUUCAUUGCUAUUAUGACCGGAGAUAUUUAGCAUUAGAAGAAAAGAAAUGAACUCAGCACAAAAGGGAGGAGUCAUGGGCAGCUUCCAUUACAAUGUUUUGUACUUCCAUUCAUUUCUGUAGCUGGAGUGAUGCAGAAAAUUACUUUCCUCACAGGACCAAAAUAAAGACAGGUUAUAUGCACUGAUAGUUUGGUACUUUGUAUCAUUAAAUAUUAUCAGUAGAAUAAUUGAUUUAUCAUUUUAGAACAAGUAAUGCUGCAUUUCAGAAUGUUUGACUACUCAUUUGUACAAUAGCUUUGUAUAAGAUUUCUAAAUUGUAUCAUAUUCUAAGAACCUUUUGAGGUUGACUUUGUGUUAGCAUUAGCUGUGGCCUUAGUCUUGAUACAUAAGGUUUGACAAACUUCCAUUUCAAUAAAAUGUUCUUUACUA
Molecule: messenger RNA, 1038 nt
Organism: Aquila chrysaetos chrysaetos
Lineage: Eukaryota; Metazoa; Chordata; Aves; Accipitriformes; Accipitridae
Gene: CETN3
Product: centrin 3
Exons: 5
Coding region: 136-639 (167 amino acids)
Biological process (GO): spindle pole body duplication
Cellular component (GO): microtubule organizing center
Molecular function (GO): calcium ion binding; microtubule binding
Source: RefSeq, a predicted model, not a curated record